AUGAUGGCUUGGCUCCAGUUGUGGACUAUGGGGCUCUUGGCCCCUAUGGCCUUAUCCAUCUCUCUCAUCAUUGCUGAGGACUCCGGUCUUCCUGUGGUGGAAGCCGAGAAACGAGGCCCUGUUGAAAUUGUGAAGAAGGAGUCCCAUCCUGUCCUGCUCAGGCAGAAGAGAGAGUGGAUCUGGAACUCUCUCUAUGUGGAGGAGGAGAAACCUGCACCCAUCGCUUACAAGAUCGGACAACUGAAGUCAAGUCAAGCAGUGGAUGUGAAGAGGUUUAAAAUAGAAGGUGAAGGAGCAAACACCAUCUUCACUGUGGAUCAAAAAGGAGACCUGUUUGUCACGAAGUCUCUGGACAGAGAAGAGAAGAAUUUGUAUCAUUUGACUGCCAGGAUGUUUGAUGGGAAAAACAAGGUGAUCGAGGAUUCGGGAGACUUUGUUGUCCAGGUGACGGAUAUCAAUGACAACAGCCCUGUUUUCCCCAAAACAUACAAUGGAUCCAUUACGGAGAGGUCCCCAAUGGCAACCAAAGUAGUUGAAGUGAGGGCAACUGAUGCCGAUGACCCCACCACUGCUAAUGGAGAGCUCAGGUAUUCUUUGACCCAAGAUGGAGACCUUUCUGCCUUCGAAAUUGACAGCAUCACAGGUGUGAUCAGCUGCAAGAUAAACACACUGGAUCGGGAAACCAAGAGCCAGUAUGUGGUGGUGGUUAAAGCUCAGGACAUGAGAGGAAUGGCCUCUGGCAGCACAGCCACCACCUCUGUCACCAUCGCCAUCGCAGACACCAACGACAACAUAGCUUCUUUCACCCGUAAGGCUUAUGAACUGCAGGUUCCAGAGGACCACAAGUUGAAUGAGAAGAUUGGCACUCUGGAGUUGGAGGACAGAGAUCAGAUCCAGAACAAAGAGCCAAUCUUCGCCAUUCUAAGUGAAAACAGCAAAAUAUUUAAUAUUGAACUCAGCCCUAACAAAGACGGCAACCUCAUGCUCAAACAGGCUCUGGACUUCGAGGCAGUGAACAACUACACUUUCACUGUGCAAGUGCGAGAAAACCUAAGAAACCUGCGUUUUCCUGCUGACAACGUGAACAGCGCCGUCACCACAGCCCAGGUAAACAUCAAGGUGUUAGAUGUAGACGAGCCCCCUGUCUUCUCCCAGCCCACCUACACCUUCAACGUGUUGGAGGAACGGAUUGUGCAAAACAUAGGAAAAGUCACAGCCAAGGAUCCUGACAGAGCCAACAAGAAGAUACGGUACUCCAUCUUAGACAAAGACUGUCCCAUCAGUAUCCACCCGUUCACGGGUCAGCUGUCCACCUUGAGGAUACUGGACAGGGAACUGGAGGCCACACACAUGUUUCAAGUUAAGGCAGAGGAGGAGCCAAGUGGUUUGGAGUCGUUUGUGAAAGUUCACAUUAUAGUUCAGGACAUUAAUGACAACAAGCCGGAACUGGUAGUGGAUGAGAUCUUUGUCUGUGAGAACGACGUCACUGAUACGGUGAUAGGUACUUUGAGGGCCACAGAUAAAGACGACCAGCAGGCUUCCUUCAGUUUCAGCCUGGGCACUGAGAGCGCCAACUUCUCCAUCAAAGACUACGGCAAUAACACAGCCGACAUCAUGGUGAAACAGGGCCCGUUCAGCCUGGAUGACCCCAAGGAUUACAAUGUGGCUGUGAACAUUAGUGACGGAGGACAACCCAUCCAGAGUAAAAUUACCAAACUGGCAAUCAUGUCGUGCCGCUGUGAUGCCAGGCGUUUUCCCACGCAUUGCAAAGCCAGUGCUCGGAGGAUGUCAGUGAGUGUCCACGCCCUGAUAGCCAUUCUGCUCUGCAUACUAACCAUACUGGUUAUAGUGAUCCUGUUUGUGAUGAGGAAACGCUACCAGAAGGAUUCUCUGGCCAGUAUGAAGAACAGCGGGGAGAUCCAUGAGCAGCUGGUCACAUAUGACGAGGAGGGAGGAGGAGAGAUGGACACUAAUGGCUACGAUGUCUCAAUCCUCACUUCUGCUUGCCACGACGGCUCCCUGCUUCGCCACCCGGACCACCACCCCCGCCCCCCUCUCUAUGCCAUGGUGCAGAAACCCCCUCAACCCACCGCAUGUAAGGGCGACAUGGCGGCGAUGAUCGAGGUGAAGAAAGACGAGGCCGACCACGACAGAGACGGCUUCCCGUACGACACCCUCCACAUCUACGGCUACGAGGGACCCGAGUCUUUAGCCGGAAGCCUCAGCUCCCUGGAAAGUUCCUCCAGCGCUUCGAACUUGGAUUACGACUUCUUGAAUGACUGGGGGCCAAGGUUCAGGACCCUGGCUGAGCUGUACGGAGUGGAUGGACCCAACUAUCACAAUCAAUACUGAUGGAGAGCGUCUGCUAACAAGCAUACAUGAUGCCAAAACACACACACACACACACACACACACACACACACACACACACGUGUAAAACAGCCAUAAAAAUACACUCGCAAAUUGCCAAAAGCAUGCAGGAAAUGUACACGUUCACACACGUAGAACCAGGCUUUCAUGCUGUCCAUUUUGUCUCUGGAAAAGGAGCUUUGAUCUAGCAGAGAACCAGUUCUCCAAAAGACUUCUCCAGCUUCUGAAAACAGAAUCAGGGCGCUCUCGUUUCCAGUGUAACAUCAACUAACUUUUGUUAUCAAAUGUAAUUCAAUGAAUCCAUUAGUUUGUUGAGCCUCCUCAGUCCAUUCACCUCUAGUCACUAAAUAGAACUUCAUUUAACUCCAGGAAGCUCCAUCAAGUUGAAUUAAGGUUUUUUUGAGACAUCUCUCUCUCAUUUCCCUUUUUUUUUUUUUUUUUUUUUGUGGUGACAUGUUGCCCUUUGCCUCCACCAAGGAGAUUUUUAAAGUAACACCAAGACAUGACGCCAUUGGAGAAAGCUCCAAAGAUGUUCAAGAAGGUUUAUUGUUGGUGAAAGUGUGAGGAUGCAUUUUAUUCCAACACAGUGUUGUGAUGUUUGACAUCACAGUCAUUUUAUUCCACCUGCAAAGAUCUGAGAGUCCAAACAGAUGAAACUCCACAGCAGGCUUUAGCCAAUCAAAGUUCAUCAUGGAUAAUUGAUGGGAUAAUCAGUCACUGCUGGCCAGCGAUGUUAUUCAAUAAUUCGAAUUCUUUGUUUUUCGCAUUUGAUUCUUGUCUCAGCUCUCAUAUGCAGCACUAUUUUGAGUCCCCUUUUCUCACCAAUGACUUUGUUAACAUACAAAAAGCAUUGCUUGUAAAAGUUUAUAUCCUGAUCUGUUUGUACCCUGUCUCUGUUAAAAUUGCUCCUUUCUAUGGGCUGACAUUCAUUUACAUAUACACCUAGCAUUUCCGCAUAUCUCUUAAUAUAGAAAAAACUAAAUUUGGACGUCUAAAAAAUGGACGCAAUGCCUACAUUUACCACAAAAGACAACAUUAAAAAGUCUGCAUAGUCUUGUAUCCAGUUGUCAUUCUUUGGAUUUGUCAUUAUGAGCUAAUUUUAGUGAUUAAUAUUCUAACAUAAAUGGAAUUUGGUUAUUUCCGUCUUGCUGGGGAUUCAAAAUUUGCAUGUCAAAGCAGCUCAUUGUUGAUUUGAAAUUUUUUGCCAUACUUCUUUUUCUGUUUUCCACAUCUUUUUGUUGUAUCGACAACCUGUAAUCUCUUUGAACUAUGAAGUUUUUUAUCUUUUAAACAUCUGACAAAGGGGCCACAAACACAGCGAGGACAAGGACAAUUUUAUUGAUUGGAUUUGUAAAUAGGAUCGCUUGAGGGGUUUAUUGUUUGAGGUGACAAACUUUUGAGCAGCCGCAAGAGUUUUAACUCAAAAUAGUUUGAUCACAGCGAGAUUCUAGCUGCGUUUUCUUCAUCUGAAAUACAAAAAAAGGACCAUCUUUAAGGAAAGUCCAACUGUGAAAAACCCAAACUGUUCAUUAGUCUGUGAUGUCCAGAGGGUGUUUUGUGAUACGCCCGCUUAAUUACUAAUCUACUGAUCUACGCCAUUUCCCUUAAAGCCGUCUUGCAGCAAGUCUUGAGGUGACAUCAGCUGUUUUACCAGUUACCAGCAGAGUUAUGAAAAAGUUCAGAUAAGGCGCUUCAAAAGUUCCUUAUGUUUUAUUAUUGUUGCAGUUUUUUCAAAAUGGAAAUCUUCAAAAAAAAAAAAAAAAAUUUUCCUUUGUGUGUUUUCUGAAACCAACAAUCUGGUAUGAAUGAGGAGUCAUUUUGCCCAUUUUCCAAAUUAUCUGCUGCUCUAAGACGAGAAAGAACAAUAGACAGACAGAGAGAAAGGAAAUGGCACUGCCGCUCAGACAGAACUACAGUGUGUUCCCAGAUUUUAUUUGACAGAACCCAUCAUCACAGUUAUUGUUGACAUGAAAGCCCAAUUCUCAGAGGCCUACUACAACAAAAGUCAUUCAGACAACUCAGGAAACACCAAGUGGCAAAAGCAGCUAGUUGGGCAGCUGUGAUGGCUCUGAAGUGACUCGAAUAACUUUAACCUCUCAUCCUUCGUGGCUACUGUCAGGUCAUAAAAGUCUUUAAUACAAAAUUUGACAAUCUCUAGGUCGUUUUUAGCAUUUUUUUUAAGUCUGAUUCUGAAACAAAAAAUCAGUGGACCAGUCAUGCAUAAAGUAAGCUUGGACCCUUUUACUGACUUGGAACUAUUCAUUAGCUGUAGUUGGUGCUACUCAACAAUAAGGCAAGCUUACAAAGGCUUUCUUAUUUAUCAUUUUUAGUAUUGUGUUUAUUUUUGUUUGACAAGGGAUUCAAAGAUGAUAAUUAGAAAAAUAGCUGCCAAAACUGCCAGAUUUUGUUGAUUGAUGGAUAGAUUGACUAGCUGUUUCAGCUCUCUAGUGGGUUACCUUCCUAUCCUUCCAGAGAUCAUUUUCCUAAAUCAUUUGGUUUGCCAGGUCGUUAGCGACCUUUGGUGGGUCUAUAUUAUAUCCUCUGAUAAUGUGGAGGAUAUGCGGUCUCUUUGCUUUUUAUUUGCUCUUCAGGCAAUCAGGAACAACCACUCCCAGGGACCAUUUGAUCCCCAGCCUUCUGGGAGGAGGACUGUAGAGCGUCCAGCCAGGAACCAUUUAUCAAUGACUCACUUGCAAUCAAACAGCAACUACAGACAUUUUAGCUUCUGGAGACAAAUGAUGGAUUCAUCGGUUACACAGAAAGCCAUAUAUAAAGGGAAAAGGCCACUAAAUGUAGUGACAACUAUAAAAUCAGUUUGCCUGAUUAUAAAAUGGUGCCCAUUCCCAUUAAAAUAGUCUAGUUGACGUAACAAUAUUUGAAUAUAUUGUUGUAACUACUCUGCUGAAAACAAAGUCACACAGCUACAUGUCUAUGGGACAUUAAUUCCAGUGUAGAAGAUUUGGUUUAUUUAUGCUCCUGUUUAUUCUGUUUUGUUUGGACUUGAGCUUGUUUCCUUAAAACUCUCGCCUGCUUGGAAUUCCAUCUGAUAAAUGGAUACAAUAGCUGGAAACCCUCUCUGUGCUUUCCUGUUGGGUUCACAUAUAUACUCAGAGCAGCCUGUUCCUCCACCUCACUCUCAAUCUUUCUGUCGUUCUCCUGCUCGCCUUGUUUGCCUCACCAAAUCUUCCCCGCGCUGUCCUUCUCCCUCCGUCCUCUAAUCAGCUAAACCAAACAGUGAACUCAACUUCCUGUCCAUCUGGGGUAUUGUGCCCGCCCCUUCCUUUCUGUGUUAUCUCUCUCGUGAGCCAACACAUUGUGCUCACUUCCUUUUAGCCCGGCCUGGGAAACAACCUUGGAGAGGAAAAGGGAGCGAGAGGCAGGGAGAAACAUGGGAUGAGGCUGGGGGUUAACAAGACAGACAGAUGAAAAGAACAAUGUAGCGCAGUGAUGAGUUUUCCAGCUGAGCAGAAACACUUCAGAGCAUAAGAUGUGUGUGAUGAAACGCUGAGACACAUCACACGCGCAAGUGGAGUUAACAUCCUGUUACCCUGGCAUCUUUAUAAAGCAAUGUUGAUGAAUUCUUUUUCAGAAAUCAAUAUAAAUGACCAACAGCUGAAUCUUGAAAUUUAGCAAAAAGUGGCGGCAAAGGAAAUUUAUUAUUUGAAAAUUUGAAAAACUUUUAGCCGUUUGUUUAUGGCUCUUAUGUUAUCAUUGUUACAUUUUUUAUAGGUUUGCACUGAUGAUUUCAUUUCAAUCACAAGUAAGCCAUUGUUAUUCUUUUGUUUUAAAAAAUGUAUUAAGUCUUGUGAUAGCUCGUUUUACUGCUGAAGACAUUUCCAAAAUCAAAUCCAAAUCACAGAUGAUUUUUAACUGGUUUUAAAAACCAUAACUCCAUUCAUUUAACAAAUAAUGGUUUACUUUUCUGGCUGCCAACUUUGUUUGAGUCUGAGAGUGAGACACACCUUGAGAGCAGAGUUAAAAUUUUACUUCACUGUACAGUGGAGGAAAUACUUUUUUGGGUCAUUUUCGACCUCUUGCUCUCAAGGAAACAAUAUUCAAUGUUUUGGGUUUUUUUUGUAUUUGUGUAUUAUCACCAUUGUCGUAAUUACGGGUUUUAUUUUUAAAAACUGGUUAUGUAAACGAAAAAAGAAAAAAGAAAAAAAAAAAAGGAUGUUAAAAUCAGCAGCCUGUAGCAGACGUAUGUGCUCUGUUAUCUUCUCUCCUAACAGCAAUAAGUGUUUGGGUGUAUUUAGGAUGAAAAAAAAUCUGAGACGGAUGGUUCCAGAACUCUUAAAAACUGACAGCACACAUUAACCACAUUCAUAGAAUACAUCAAUCAUGAAACACAUUUGAUGAAAACCAAAUUGUGAAGCAUGGGUUCAGACCAGGAUUAAUGUGAGUCCUAUUCAAAAGUGUCAUGUAUGUUUCUGUUGUGUGCGCUGGCAACAUAAUGACCUGGACGCAUUGUUGGGGAAUGAAAGGGAAAUUUGUUUCUUUCAGCCCAACUUGUAAAACAGGCUUAUUUGAGGCUGACCUUUUACUUCAGUCAUUUCUAGAUAUUUAUGUUCUUUUUUUUUUCUUCUCCACAACGCCUCAUCAGAUAUUGAAAAACAUUACUGAAUUCGUGAGGAAUCCCGUAUUGCCAAACACUAUGGGAUUAUCUCCCACAUCCGAUAUGGAACAGUGAUACCAUUUUGUAAGGCUGAGUUAUUUAAUACCCUUAAAGGUGCCAUAUUUUAAUUCAUUUAGAUUUGUUGGCCAUCAGUAGUUGUGUGAGAGCAUUUGUCUCCGCUAUAAAACGGAGAAUAACUUUGGAUUCAAACAAAAAAAAAAAAUCUCUCAGGUUGGGAUCCAGGCACAAAAAAAACUAAGUUGUUCACCUUUAUGUCAACAAACAAACUCCCCAUAUAUAUCAAUAUACUGGUUAAAAAAAAACAAAAACACAUCUUUAAGUGAUUUAACUGUAAUUUCAUCUGUGUAUCCCACGUGUUAUUAAGGGAGCGUACUUGAGUGACAUGUAUAUAAAAAAAAAAAUGUGCCUAAUAGUGAUUUUUCUCUUGCCUCACCUUGUUUAAUUUUUUUCAUUUUUAACUUUUUUUUUGCCUCAAUUAUGAAAUUUAGAAGAUGUUAAACUUGAUACAAUCUCUUUUUAUUGCUGUAAAAAGUGACAAUAGGUUCAUUUUCUACGAACAAAAGAGAGCAGUGUGUGAUGGACAAAUGACUGCCCGAGUGAACAUGUGAUUUUCUGUUUAUGUUUCCACUUGUGUGUGUGUGUGUGUGUGUGUGUGUGUGCUUGCAACUGUACCCAUGUACAUACACACAAAUUAGUGUCAAACCAAUAAAAAUUAACAGCCACAUAGAUAUACAUUUUUUUCUGGUGUAAAUACAAUAAGGUUCUUCAAGGGAGCAACAUGUGCCUUUAUUCUUUAAAAAAAAAAAAUACUGUAAUUCAUUUUUUGAUGGUGAACACAAUGUUUUCUAUAUUGUUUUUAUGGUGUAUAGCAACUACUUUUUAUUACCUGACAUUUUUGUAAGU
Xiphias gladius (swordfish) is the source of this 7906-nucleotide messenger RNA. It is a transcript of the gene cdh5, whose product is annotated as cadherin 5. Gene Ontology annotation, molecular function: calcium ion binding; cadherin binding. The transcript has 14 exons. Lineage: Eukaryota; Metazoa; Chordata; Actinopteri; Istiophoriformes; Xiphiidae. Bases 1 to 2352 code for a protein of 783 amino acids. Gene Ontology annotation, biological process: homophilic cell-cell adhesion; adherens junction organization; multicellular organism development. Gene Ontology annotation, cellular component: plasma membrane; catenin complex; bicellular tight junction. The record is from RefSeq and is a predicted model, not a curated record.